AUGGACCUUGGAUCACCAACAAUAACAAACUCUUCUUUAUCAUCAUCACGUAGAAGGAAAGUAGAUUGGGGUGAAGAUUUAAACCCUGCCACUAAAUACCAAAAAAUUCAAAAAACAACUUUUAGUCCAUGGAAGGAAAACAAUGAUACUGCAUUUUCAUUAAGUGAAUAUUUGAAUAUGUCUCCUAUGCAAUAG
Messenger RNA from Entrophospora candida, 195 nucleotides. The record is from the annotation of a GenBank genome assembly. Lineage: Eukaryota; Fungi; Glomeromycota; Glomeromycetes; Entrophosporales; Entrophosporaceae.